CCACCUCCUCCUCCUCCUCCUCCUCCUCCUCCUCCUCUUCCUCCUCCUCGUCCUCCUCCUCCUCCUCCUUCUCCUCCACCACCACCACCACCACCUCCUCCUCCUCCCCUCUGCAACAGCAGCGUCCGCCAUCAUGAUUCUCCCAUCUUGGUAUAUUCGUUUCCGGAAGGACUUGACGACUAAGGAAUUCGCUCCCAUCAAGCUCCUCUUCUUCCUCAUCUAUGGAGCGUCCAUGGCCAUGUUUCCCUUCCUCACUCUCCAAGCGCGGUCUCUCGGCAUCACGGAGAAAGAACUCGGCAUUGUUUACGCUUUCACGCCAGUCAUUGCCAUCAUCGGGCCGCCCAUGACAGGCAUGAUUGCGGAUAAGAUUGGCAAUUUUAAGAUAUUCCUCAGCUUCACAAUGGCGGCGAGCGGUGCAGCUGCCCUUGUGUUUUCCGCCGUCCCCGCCGCCCGCAUCCACCACGCCCUUCCGGAGGUCCUUCCCUACACGGUUACCUGCGGCGGGAGUGAGGGCUCGAGGCUCACGCUGAAGGAGCCUUUUCAGUGUGAUUACUUUGGCCGAUCUCGACACCGUGUUGUUCAAUGUUACGAGCUCCUCACGGACUCCGAGCUGCACCUGGUGACGACCCCGUGCCCGGGCGGCGCCGACACCAACUGCGAAAUCUCUCUGCCCCCCGGCGUGUCCCCUGUGCUCGCGGCCAGGGUGCCCCAGGGCGAUGCCAACGCCAGCCUCCUCGAGCCGCUGGACUGGACCUGCCCUGGGCCCGGCGAGCAGGGAAUCCCCCUGGACACCGACACCAAAUCCGCGUACGACGUCGCCGCCUCCACGACCCUCGCCUCCAACGACUGCCGACUCCGCUGCGUGGCGGAGGUGAGGCGGGUCGACCUGUGCUCCAACGACAAGACCACGCAGGUGCUGAAGCCCAUGGUGACCUUCUGGUGCUACCUGCUGGUGCGGGUGCUCAACGGGCUGACCUUGGCCACGAGCUUCACCCUGUUCGACGGCGCGACGAUGGCGGUGCUGAAGGAACACAAGGGGGAUUACGGGCUCCAGCGUCUCUACGGGAACAUCGGAGCCAUCGUGAUCACUCCCUUGUCCGGCGUCCUUAUCGACGUGUUCACGGAGAUGCAGGGGAUUCAGGACUACAGACCGGCUUUCUACCUCUACUGCGGCCUCAAGAUCAUCGCCGCCGUCGUCAUCAUCUUCUUGAGUCUGGACUUCCGGCAGCCUUCCAACCAGGUGUUUAGUGACUUCAAGGUGCUCAUCAGAAAACCUGAGAUUCUCACCUUCCUGCUCGUCAUGAUGAUUUCAGGCACCUGCUUCGGCCUGCUGGACACGUUCCUCUUCUGGCUCCUGCAGGACCUCGGCGCCAAGAAGUUCCUGAUGGGGAUCACCGUCACCGUGGGCAGCAUCGCGGGCGUCCCUACCCUCAUCGCUUCCGGCUGGAUCAUGGGCAAGCUCGGGCACGCCAACACCAUCAUUCUGGGCUACGCUUUCUACGUCAUUAGGAUGUUCGGCUACUCCUUCAUCCAGAACCCGUGGUGGUGCAUGCCCUUUGAAGUCCUCGAAUGCUUCACCGUCUCCCUCAUGGGCGCCGCCGCUGUGUCCUACGCGAGCGAGUUGGCGACGCCGUCCACGCUCGCCACGCUCCAGGGAAUCUACGGCGGCAUUCACUACGGAGUCGGACGCGGACUGGGCAGCCUCAUCGGCGGGUUCAUGAUCGGUCCCCUGGGCAUCCGCAACACCUUCAGGCUCAUGGGCAUCUUGUGCGCCGUCACCUGCAUCACCUACUUCGUCGUCAACCACAUCUUCUUCCGGAAGCUCCAGAACCAGCGGCGAGACGAGAAGGAGGAGCAGAAGAAAGCCGAAGAAGCCGAAGAAGGGAACCCGAAGGAGACCAAGGGUGACCUGAAGGAGAUCAAGGGCGACCUGAAAGAGACCAAGGACGACCUGAAGGAGAUCAAUGGCGACCUGAAGGAGACCAAGGACGACCUGAAGGAGAUCAAUGGCGACCUGAAAGAGACCAAGGGCGACCCGAAGGAGAGUUUGUCCCUUGAGGCGCUCGGGGCUGUCGAGAAUGGCAUCAAGGCGAUACCGAAUGGAAAGGAAACCAAGGUGCCAUAAAGGUCUUUUUUAUUUCCCCCAUUUUUUCUGUGAAAAAAAAAACAAAACAAACACAGUUCCCUACGCACAGAUAAAAUGAAACACGGUACAAUGUAAAAAAAAAAAAAGAAUAAAACCCAAUAUUUACUUAUAUGGUUCGAAACGUGAAGACACUGAUUCUCUGUUUCUGUUGUGACUGUGUUUCGUUUUAUCCUUCUUAUCAGUAAAUGUCAUACGUGUAAGGUAUUGAAAUCCAGUUAUCGAAAGAUUUUGCUUAAACAUGAUAGUAGCUUAUUACGGUAGUGUCCGUUAGCAUUUAUAUAAGGUCGUUGUAUAUACAUUUCGAGAGGUGCUCAUUUCUCUCAAGCUUUACUAAUGCAUUUAGAUUUAUAGGUUCUUACUAUUUCCUACUUCACAUGUCUUCCGUCUGUGUAAGGAAAUUUUACGAAAUGCCUCAACGUAAGUGCCUUAGAACUUGUUACAUACUUGAUAAUGUGUUAAUAUUUAGUCAGUGAAUGUCAAAUACUUGAAAUUAUGUAAUCUGCAGUUUGUGAAUACUUGAAAUUACGUCGUAUUUAGUACUGUCAUGUCAUAUUCAGUCUGUAAUGUUGAUAUUCACGUGUUGUACUCUUUCUGAAUAAUUUUGAGAGAGUUACAUUUCACAUUACAUUUUUUUUUUUUUCUUUUGCGUCACUAAAUAUUCUGUGAUCUCAAGUGGAAAUAAGUGUGCCUGCAUGUGUGAGUGUCUGUAUGUGUGCAUAACAGAAAUCACUUCGCAUUAUUACUAUUUAAGAGUUUAUGACCAAACUUAUCUUUGCCCAGUAUUUACGCCAGUACAGUAUUCAUGUACUUAAGGAAAAUCUUUUUAUACUACAUUCAGUUGCCAUUGACGUCUUGUUUGAAUUAAUUCCAUAUUUAUCCUAUAUAAUUGUUCUCUUUCCUUGUUUUACCAUCUGUUGAUAAUUCCACGGACAAUAUUUUACGCAUGUGGCAUCUUACACAAUUCUAGCAUUUAUGAAACGAAUGGCAUUCCGUGUUAACCUGUUAGUAUUUACAAAGUGAAAUUUUUAUGCGAAUUACUCGACAGGAACGAACAAAUACUAGUUACUGUAAUAAAAAUCAUUGAAUUGA
This is a messenger RNA of Penaeus chinensis, 3235 nucleotides long. Its product is annotated as major facilitator superfamily domain-containing protein 6-like. Gene Ontology annotation, cellular component: membrane. Lineage: Eukaryota; Metazoa; Arthropoda; Malacostraca; Decapoda; Penaeidae. The transcript is spliced from 10 exons. The coding region runs from base 134 to 2125 and encodes 663 amino acids. The record is from RefSeq and is a predicted model, not a curated record.